AUGAAGGAAGUUGGCGAAGAAAAUUCUAAUUACCCCAUGGAUCGUACAAUUAAAUGGAAGUCUUCACAAAGAAGUUUUCGUUACUAUAUUGUAAAAGAAGGUGUUUAUCCAUCUAAGUCUUAUCUCGCCUAUACCAAAAUGCCAAGCCACUAUCCAAUUCCGGAUAAUUAUGUU
Messenger RNA from Dentiscutata heterogama, 174 nucleotides. The record is from the annotation of a GenBank genome assembly. Lineage: Eukaryota; Fungi; Glomeromycota; Glomeromycetes; Diversisporales; Gigasporaceae.